UUUGUUGUAGAUUCCUUGUAGGUUUCCUGCAGAUUUUAGCCUAAGUGUUGCAAUGGAACCGAGCUGGAGUACCUUUUUAUUCCAACAGGCUAACGAGGCUCUGCAUCACCAGCAUCACGUAGCCGGCAACAGCCUCUUGCCGUUGCUCAGUUCUGGAACAGAGCCACCUGAUCAGAAACCUGUGCUGCCCAUUCCCUUGGACCAGAAACCCCCUGUCAGUGCUGCAGAACUUCUUAAAGACAAUGUGGCCAGUGGGACUGGGGGAGGAGGGCCUCCACUCGCCGUUGUAAAAAAGGAGCCUAAAUCAAAGACGCCUUUCAUCUGUGGCUACUGCAACAAGGCUUUCCGGGACAGCUACCACCUCCGGCGGCACGAGUCCUGCCACACCGGCAUUAAGAUGGUUUCACGGCCUAAGAAGAUGCAAACAGCGCCCACCAUGGUACCGCUCAUAUCCACCGGGUCACGUGAGAACAGCGGAAACCCUUCAUACAUCACUACUGUAGCUGGAAUCCUGACUACAGCCACUACAUCCACAUCCACAGGCACCAGCAUCAUGACCCCAAUGCAACACCAACACCAACACCACCACCACCAACAACAACAACAACAACAACAGCAACAGCAACAGCAACAACAACAGCAGCAGCAGCAGCACCACCAGCAGCAGCAGCAGCAGCAGCAGCAGCAGCAACAACAACAGCAACAGCAGCAGCAGCAGCAGAGCGUCCCUAAGAAGCCCCCCAAACCGGUGAAAAAGAAUCACGGUUGCGACAUGUGCGGCAAGGCCUUCAGAGACGUGUACCACCUCAACCGCCACAAGCUGUCGCACUCGGACGAGAAGCCGUUUGAGUGUCCCAUCUGCCAGCAGAGGUUCAAGAGGAAGGAUCGCAUGACCUACCACGUCCGCUCCCAUGACGGCGGAGUUCACAAGCCUUACAUCUGUUCCGUCUGUGGGAAGGGCUUCUCAAGACCUGAUCAUCUAAGCUGUCACGUCAAGCACGUCCAUUCUUCAGAGAGGCCAUUUAAGUGCCAAGUAACGGCUUGUACCUCUGCAUUUGCGACCAAAGACCGUCUGCGCUCCCACAUGAUAAGGCACGAAGGCAAAGUGACCUGCAACAUCUGCGGCAAAAUGUUAAGCGCUGCCUACAUCACGAGUCACCUCAAGACGCACGGCCAGGCCAGCUUCAGCAACCCGUGUAACAAUAAAGGCAUAAGUGACUGGCAGUGGAACCACUCAGGGCCACGAAAAGGUGAGUUGACGGUAGGAGAGAUUUUAAAUAACUCCUUCCAAGUCCUAAUUGACAACUCUCACAGAGAUGCCAACAACGUGCACAACAACUCGGCGAGUACGACGGCGGUCACACAUUCUGCGGCCAUCACCUCGGCUUUGAAUCGCGGAGGCCUCAUCGGCAACCCCAUCACCAUCGCUGCUCAGAUGAACAUCGGCACCAGCACGGUGAACAUCACGUCACAGAUGAACCUGCAGCACCCCGUCACCAUCACCGGCCCCGUGAACCUGGCCUCCAUCAACAUCCCCACGACAGCACACAUGAAUAUCGCUCACCCCGUGGCCAUCACCUCUCCCAUGUCCAUGAAUCUCACCGGGCCCCUCAACAUCGCCAUGAGGCCCAUGGAUAGCAUGCCUUUUCUAUCCCAAGUCCUGCCUUCCUCCCCUCCUUGGUAGAGCUUAUUUUCUUUUUUAGCUUAUGUAAACGCUGAUAAUGUUUUAACUGCCAAAUAAUAGACGAGCACGUCAAAUCUUAGUCAAAUGUUCCUUUGGACGAGUCAAAAAGGUAAUAACUAAUGUAGUACAAACUCAUAGAUAGUAACAAAUGAUUGCUAUUUGCAGGGGUGACGCAUUCUUUAUUUUAUUUGUACGAGUAGAAAAAAAAACGUUCAUAUAUUCUUACUCGUGAUAGAGAAAUUAUUUUGCGACAGUCUCUCAUUGCAGAGAAUCAGCAUAUGAAAUAAUGUAAGCUGCCUUCCACGAGAGAAUCCAGCCAUCGGAUGAUUUCUAGGGUUAGGCAAACUCUAACCACUUAUCUUUCAUAGUAUGUUUUUUUUUUUAAAUCAUUUUUAUUUUAGAUUUUGUAAUAUGACAUGUUACUUGUUAGACGCUUUUAUCCAAAGCAACUUACAUACUCAAUACUGUGGGCAAUCCCCACAUAUAGGACAAUUCUAGAUAUUUUAUCGAAGUGAGAUGGGACUUUCUGUUUUUGCUACCCAUUAAAUGUAUUACCUGUCACAUUAAGAUACUUCAUCACAUUGAUGCAAACAUACUGUAAAUCAGGUUAACCAUAAAGAAGUCUAGCAACAUUGGCCUAAUACACUCAAAUGAAAAGAUGUCUCAGUUUAAACCAACUAGCAACAUUUCUGACGGAUCAAGUUAUUAUCCUCUCAAAUCAUGCGUUCUAAUGCUCUACCCUGGUCUAUGGUGUAACUCACCCGGGUCGGACUUCUUAGGGCCAUUCCCGUUUCAAACAUGAAAAGAGAAACUGGUUUGACAAAACAAAUCAGUUGACUUCUUUUUCUUAUUGAGGUUUGACCCACUGUCUGUUCAAAGACAGUUUUAAGAUAAGUUUGGCCUCUCAUCUCUUUCGUCUGAUCGAGACCAUGAUAUCAAGUUGUAAGCUCCAAAAAGGCUAGAAAAUGAUCCUAAAGAUCACAUUAACAAGUGAAACCAUUUCGAAGAAGAAGGAACUUUCUUAUCCGAUAAUUAGAAUUUGUUUCCUCUACUGCCCGAAUAACCCAAAACAUCUCACCAGCCACGCACUUAACGGACGGAUGUUUUUGGACAUUUUCCGCAGAUAUUCUGUGUAAAUAAUGACCAUUUUAUGCCAAAGAUUUUCUAACUAGUUUCCCCCUAAAUGCUAUAUUUUAAAAGAUAUGGGGAAAACCAUAAAACACCAUUAAACCCUCAUAAGACACACAACUCUCCUUUUUGAAACACAGAUGAAAUGGCGCCUUAUGCGGGGGAGUCUGAUCUCUGUUUCCUUAGAAGCCACCUCUACCCAUAAUAUCCGAUUCUGUUACAUUUCUUUGCGUUAACGGUUACAUGAACAGGUUUUAGUACACUCCUUUAAAACCAAACGACUUCCUUUUGACUUUAGUUUGAAAUUAUUGGGCAGUUAUUACAAUAUCAGCUGCUACGUUUUCACCAUAUUUGUUUUUAUUUAUCCAUUGCCUACUCCUUUUUUCAAACUCGGGUAGUAGGUUUUACUAUUACAGAUAGUUGAGGGUGAGCUUAUUGCAGCAGUGUUGGCAUUAAACACAUUAUAUGCUGUGGAGACGCACACCCUUUUAGAGUUCUCUCUCUUUUAUUUAACCGCUGAAGGACGGUGUCGAUCUCGUAAAAGUGAACGACAAGUGAUUUUUUUUUCAACUGGGCAUCUGACUUGGAACGUGGGUGACACUUUACCCUCCUCCCUUAGGCUUUGUUUUAAAGCUCCUUAAACCUGAAGUGUAUUGGAGUUGUUCUUAAAUGCUUCCUCUUCAGGCAGAUUUAGUUUGUUUCCGUUGUUAUUUUAGUGGACUUAUCAGUAUUUGAUAGUUUAUGUAUUUUAAAGUUUAACGAAAGAAAAACAAAGCUUCCAUUUCAGGGGGGGGGGUGAGUCGACGGUUCAGAGGCUGUUUUAGAUCCAUCAACUAUCCCCUCCCCACCAUGUUUGUGUUUUUAAAUGGCUGGAAACCAGUCAGUGGUCACUGCUGGUUACCCUACACUAGUGACAUCUGUUUGGGAAUGUUUGUAUGUAUUUAUAUCAGGACAUGACAGUUGAAGGUACAACAAAGAGGAAAUGUCUUGUACUCAAAGCGUGUCCCCUACCGUUUGCCCUUUAAAUGGCAGUAUUAUCAGAGGUCAACAUUUUUUACAUUUGAAUUGAUUUCGUCUUCUUUUUUAAACUGUAGAGGUCAAGAGAGCUACCCAGUGGCUCCCUAUAAUGAAAGCAGUCCCAAAGUGAACUCGUAUGUUCAUUUAUAUUGUUUACUUCAGCAGGUUUAGGAUCCCAUCACUGUCAGUCCAACUCAGGAAGGUUACUGAGAAUAGUCUUUAAAAGAAAAACAUGGCCAUUUCUUUGUAAAUAUGAAACACUAUUUUAUUGCCUUUUUACCUGUGGGAGAGGGAGCAUCUCUACUUCCACAGACUAGCAAUGCAAGAACUACAUCACUGAUGUGGCCGUCCAUCCGAGGAGAGACAUGAGCAGCAACUGAAGGAUAAGGCUGGUGUCGGUACCUUUCCAUCAUCAAAUCCCUUCAAAAAAGGUUUAACAUAGGAACAAGAAGGAUCUGUGCAGCUAUGGCUUCUUCAAAUACAUGAACACUGAGCAUGCGCUCUUCAGAUCGUUCAACCUACUCCUUACAAUUGUCAAAGAUUUAUUGGUGGGAAAAAACAAGGUUUAUGUAAUUAUUCUAAUUGAAGGAACACAGUGUAAACCGUAUCGUUCUGUGGCAAAGUGUUAGCGAUAUGAGGCCGUAGCUGUUAGCAGGUGGAAAUCAGGUGUUUUCUACAGGAGAACUACACCUAAAGAGAAAACUCCAGCCAUAUCCUUUUAAAGCUGAAUUUUCUCUGUAGACCGCACUUGCAUAGCUCAGUGUUAUUUUAUUGUUUGUUUGGGAUUAUAUUUUUAAUCCUGGCAGUUCAUCUUCACUGGAAAAUUGAGGCUGUGAUCACAAAGGAGGCUUUAUUUCCCACUCAAUAUUAGCAUGUCAGAGAAGCAUAGUAGGAUUCAUGAAUUCCACAUUCAUACGUGCUUUUCAUGUCAGUCUGAGAAAAGGUGUUAGCGAUUUGAUCAUCUUUAAAACUGAAACACUUUUUCAAAUGGCAUCCACAGAGACGGACAACCUGAUGCUAACGUGGGAGGAAGCACUUGUAUAAUAACUUUGAGAUAUUGAUAUUGUGCAUAGCAGUCCUAUCAUAGUACCAAAGCUAAAAAUAAGGCAGUUGUAGUGCAUUAACACAAAUAGCGGUACACCAUGUGUACUCAUUUCCAGGUGAAUGACUCAUUCCUACACCACUAUCAAAAACCCCUUGAUAUCAGAGCAGACCAUAACGUUGUACACUGUAAUGGCCAAGGCCCAGAACUACGCCUGAAUGUGUUGAAGACGCGCUCUUGUCACGACCAAACCUCAAGGAAACAAAAUGAGGGAACAUGUUGAGCCUCUAUUGUGAUCUCAGCCUCAGCAGUUUCUGAACCAGCCUCACACAAAGUCCCACUCUUCCCUGGUGGGUGUGAGUAGUUCGUAGAUGUGAAGCCUGUUGGUGGUUAAGCUCCUUUUUUUCACAACAGGAACUCUGAAGCACUUGCAGCAAACUGUAGGAUGUGCACACUACAGAGGAGUGGUACUAAAAGGGGCAUUUCUAUUUGGUGGAAUGCAAAUUAUUUAAUUUUACAGCUCUCCUGGCUGCAUCUGCAUUUCGGCAGCCCCUCAGUUUUAUUGUAUGCAUGCCAACACUGGCCACCAAGGGAAAAGCUUGUAUGUGUACUGGCAUUAUGAUCUUUGAAAUUAAUUUCCCAUCUAUAUGAUUUAUUUUAUUUGUACAAUGUUGCAUGUGGAUGACGGAGCUUGUCCAGUGUAGGUUUGGGUUCAAAACCAUAAUUAGAAGGCUAGUAACUUUUUAUGAAAACAAAACACUAAAAAAAAAUUAGAAUGGAAGGAAGUGCGCCGUGUCAUUUGUCCUUCUCCAGUGGCCGUAAACAAGUGUGCCUGAAAUACUUUGCAAGACUUUUCCACACGUCGAAGCUUCUUCCUCUCGAUGUGCUGUGUGAUGGAAUCGUUUUGUGAGGGAAGCCUUCAUCAGUUCAGACGGCCCCGUGGCAACCAAACUGUUAGCUUUUUCUUUUACAACAUUAUGAUUGUGAAGUUCUCUUACUCCAGGAACAACUUUCAACAUGAAUUGAGAUAUGUAUUUGGGUCAUGUAACUGUAACUGAUAUUUAACCAUCUGGUUUAAUUUCUUUAAUUUGACUUCAACCUAAUGUGAAAAACAUUUGGCCAAAUAUUGAUUUGGAAGAUUUCUUUUUAUUUUCUGUGAAGUUUGUAUGAUGAAUUUGGCAGAUGUGAAGGCAAAUGAAUGUAUAUCUUUGUACAAACCAUUUAGAUCAGAGGACAUGUUAGUUAUGAAAGACACAUGCAAGGAAAAAAAAUAACCUUUUAUAAAUCUUUUUGUAUUAGAACAUUAACAAACGGUAAUUUUUGUAUAUACAAAGGCUAGGCUUUCUGAUUAGCAGAAAGGUAAAACAUUCCUACAUUUUUUUUAAAUGUAUGUCCAUUGAGAAUAAUUAUGUAAACAUAUGCGCAAUGUUUUAUGUGCCUUUUAUUUGGGUUUGUCUAAAUAAAAGAAAACGAUAAAACAUGAUUGUGGAUUGUCCAUGCCGAGUCCCACAGAGGAGAGUCGAUACUUUUCAGAUGAAUCUCCAGACUGACCCCCUGCCCUCGAGAUGCCCCCCCCCAGAUCAGGAGAGAUUUCCUCCUCUCCGUUGCUUUUCCUAGCUUUAGUGGAGGAUUGUUGGGAGGUGGUUGCUGAAGUCCCCGCUCCGUACGGAUGUUCCUCCAGGAUGUUCCUCCAGACUCCUCCGUGUCUUCACCGGCUCACUGGCUCACAGUUGGCCUGCUCACGAUGAAAGUGCCUCUGUGACUUCGCUCAUUGGAGUGGAUUGUAGGGGAUUUUGUGCCAAACCAUGGUCUGUAUGUGACGACAAAAACAUUUAGGUGUUUUUUCAUUCUUUAACUAUUAAACUUGCAAAAUGUU
Messenger RNA from Trematomus bernacchii (emerald rockcod), 6747 nucleotides. Its product is annotated as vascular endothelial zinc finger 1-like. Gene Ontology annotation, cellular component: transcription factor TFIIA complex; nucleus. The record is from RefSeq and is a predicted model, not a curated record. NCBI's taxonomy places the organism in Eukaryota, Metazoa, Chordata, Actinopteri, Perciformes, Nototheniidae. The coding region runs from base 53 to 1684 and encodes 543 amino acids. The transcript has 7 exons. Gene Ontology annotation, molecular function: RNA polymerase II transcription regulatory region sequence-specific DNA binding; DNA-binding transcription factor activity, RNA polymerase II-specific. Gene Ontology annotation, biological process: transcription initiation at RNA polymerase II promoter; regulation of transcription by RNA polymerase II.